AAGGAAAAAAGGGCCAAGCCAGCGAAGCAUGCCCGCCGCCUCCUCCUCCGCGCCGGCGCGCGGCUAAACCCCCCGUUCAAACGCUUCCGCCGUCACAAAACCCUAAACCCCGCCUCUGCCGCUCGCCAUGCGGCGCUUCCCGCCCCUCUCCCAGCGCGCAGCUGCCGCUUCCGCCGCCUCCACCUCCACCCCCGACGUCGUCGCGGAGCUCGGCCGUAUCAUCUCCACGCGCCGCUGGAACAAGGGCCGGGCCUACAAGCGCCUGGCCCCCUCCGUCACCCCCGCGCACGUCGCCGACCUCUUCCGCGGCACCGCCUGCCCCGCCCCCGACCCCGCCACCGCGCUCGCCUUCUUCGAGUGGCUCGCGCGCCGCCCGGGCUUCCGCCACACCGCCGGCUCCCACGCCGCGCUCCUCCACCUCCUCUCCCGCUGGCGGUCCCCUGCGAGCUACGAGAAGCUCGUCUUCUCCAUGUUCGGUUGCUCUGACAGCGCGGAGGGCAUGCGCGUGUCUGCCGACGCCAUUCAGGCAAUCUGUCGAACAGGUGCCCCGCGCCACGCGCUGUCCCCGGCGUGCUACAACUUCGCACUUAGGUCCCUCUCGCGGUUCGAUAUGAUGGAGGAGAUGGAGAGGGUAUACUCGAAGCUUGUGCAGGACGGGCUGUUGCCGGAUAAGAUGACGUACAAUGUGAUGAUUAAAUCAUACUGCAAGGAGGGUGAUCUUGCCAGGGCACAGAGGUAUUUCAAACUGUUGCUGGAGUGUGGGCUGGAGCCAGAUACAUUCACAUUUAAUGCACUAGUGUUGGGUUACUGUAGAACGGGUAACUUGAGGAAGGCCUGCUGGCUAUUGCUGAUGAUGCCGCUGAUGGGUUGCCGGAGAAAUGAGUACUCCUACACCAUUUUAAUUCAGGGUCUCUGUGAGGCACGGUGUGCAAGGGAAGCAUUUGUGCUAUUGUUAAUGAUGAGGGGGGAUGGGUGCUCCCCGAACGCACACACUUAUAACUUCUUGAUCAGCGGCCUAUGUAAGGAGGGUAGGGUUCACGAUGCCAGGUUGUUGCUUGAUGAAAUGCCUCUGCGAGGUGUUGUUCCUGGUAUUAGGACAUAUAAUGCAAUGAUUGCGGGGUACUGUAAGUCAGGAAGGAUGGAGGAUGCAUUGGAGAUUAAGGAGCUGAUGGGAGGAAAUGGUUGUGACCCGGAUGAUUGGACAUAUAACACUUUGAUUCAUGGCCUCAGUGAUGGGAAUAUAGACGAAGCUGAACAAUUACUGGAUAAUGCUGUAAAAGGAGGUUUUAGACCUACAGUUGUUACAUUCACUAACUUGAUCGAUGGGUAUUGCAAGGCUGAAAGGAUUGAUGAUGCACUCAGAGUGAAAAAUAAUAUGAUGUCGAGUAAAUGUGAACUUGAUUUACAUGUGUAUGGAAAGUUGAUCAAUAGCCUCAUUAAGAAGGAUAUGUUAAAAGAGGCUAAAGAGUUGUUAACUGAAAUUUCGGCAACUGGUUUAGUUCCAAAUGUGUUCACAUACACGUCUGUAAUUGAUGGCUACUGCAAGAGCGGAAAGGUUGAUUUCGCACUAGAGGUCUUGAAAAUGAUGGAACGAGAUGGUUGCCGGCCAAAUGCCUGGACCUAUAACUCUCUGAUGUAUGGGCUGAUUCAGGACAAGAAAGUUAACAAGGCAAUGGCACUAAUAUCUAAAAUGCAAAAGAAUGGAGUAACUCCUAAUGUUAUCAACUUUACCACUUUGGUUCAAGGCCAGUGCAAUCAACAUGAAUUUGAUAAUGCUUUCAGGUUGUUUGAAAUGAUGGAGCAGAAUGGUUUGACACCUGAUGAACAAUCAUACACUGUCUUAACUGGUGCGCUUUGCAAAGCUGGAAGGGCUGAAGAAGCUUAUUCAUUUCUUGUUGGAAAACGAGUAGCCCUAACCAAGAUACAGUAUACUGCUUUAAUUGAUGGAUUCAGCAAGGCAGGCAACACUGAUUUUGCUGCUGCCCUUGCAGAGAAGAUGAUCAGUAAGGGCUGCAGACUAGAUUCAUACACAUAUAGUGUUCUAUUGCAUGCUUUAUGCAAACAGAAGAAGCUGCAGGAAGCUUUGCCAAUACUUGAUCAAAUGACUCGAAGGGGAAUAAAAUGUACCACUGUUGCAUAUACAACUCUAAUCAAUGAAAUGCUCCGAGAAGGGAAGCAUGACCAUGCAAAAAGGAUGUUCGAUGAAAUGGUUUCAUCAGGGCAUAAGCCAAGUGCAACCACAUAUACUGUAUUCAUAAACUCGUACUGCAAGGAAGGUCGAAUAGAGGAGGCUGAGAAAUUAAUUGUGGAAAUGGAAAGACAAAGUGUUGCCCCUGAUGUGGUGACCUACAACGUAUUCAUUGAUGGCUGUGGACAUAUGGGAUACAUUAAUCGUGCAUUUGAAACUUUGAAGUGCAUGAUGGAUGCAUCAUGUGAGCCAAAUUAUGGGACCUAUUGUAUUCUUCUCAAGCAUCUUCUAAAAGGGAAUCUUGAUGUUCAUUAUGUAGAUGCUUCCGGCAUGUGGAACUUGAUAGAGUUGGACACUGUUUGGCAGUUUUUUGAAAGGAUGACGAAGCAUGGUUUAAAUCCCACAAUAACGACAUAUAGAUCUCUCAUUGCAGGAUUUUGCAAAGCCAGCCGUAUUAAAGAAGCUUGUGUUCUUCUUGAUCAUAUGUGUGGAAAAGAUAUGACACCCAACGAAGAGAUAUACACAUUGCUUAUCAAGUGCUGUUGUGAUAUCAAGUUUUUUGAGAAGGCCUCUUUAUUUGUUGGCAACAUGAUAGAAUGCGGGUUCCAGCCUCAUCUUGAGUCGUACCAGCUUCUUAUACUAGGUUUUUGUAGCGAGGGACAAUUUGAGAAGGCUAAAUCACUGUUCUGCGACUUGCUUGAACUGGGCUAUAGUCAUGAUGAAGUUGCUUGGAAAAUUCUGAAUGAUGGUUUGCUUAAAGUUGGUUAUGUUGAUAUAUGUUCCCAGCUGCUGUCCACCAUGGAGAAUAAAAACUGCUGCAUUAGUUCUCAGACAAAUGCUAUGUUGACCAAUGGCAUGCAUGAGGCAUCUAGCAGACUGGUUGGUGAAGUCCAUGGAGAAACUGCCUGACUGAUGUUGUCUUUCGUGCUAAUAGAUGGAAGAUAUGUGCAGUUUUGAUAGUAGUGAGGUAGAUAUGCAAGUUGCAUGGAGAUUUGCAUAGUACAGAACUGACUUGAGAUGAGCAACAUUCAGAUAUUGUGCCAUUUGAUCAGCUAAAUGCCAGAAACAUGACUAUCGUACCAAUUCCUAUUUGUAGUCAAAUCAAAGGCAGUUCUCAUGAUUGCAGUUGGGAGGUUCCCUGCUUUACCUCAUCCUGCUUUGACUUGAAUGGCUUCAUAUUCUCAAAUUUUCUAAAGCUAUUAUCCAUUCAUAGUCCACCUAUGAUCCACAGGAACAGGAAACACAGCUGCUGAAUAGUCAGUGUCAGGCUGACCCACACCUAGGAUUUAUGGAGUUCCAUUUCUUGCUUUGCUUUGGAGGUGCAAAGAGCUCAAGUGAAAAGUCAGGUUCAAAAUUGCACUUGAAAAUUGUAAUCUUUGAAUGGCUGAUUUACCUCGUGAAGGCUGCCAUCAAUGCUUAUAAUGCACAAAGACCUGAAGGCUUCAGACAUUCUGAACUGAAGAGUAUCAACCUCAGAUCAUCUGCGCAGGCAAAAUCACUGGUCGAUUAGAGCAACAUGGAGAAUAGAGUCGAUCAUGAUGUUGUAUAUGAUCCAGAAAAGAUGGUGCAUGCACUAGCAGCAGCAUUCAUGUGUAUUCACCGCAGCACAAGCUCGCGACCUAGCUGAAAUCGCUGAGUGAGUUGGACGUAUCUGACAUUUAAGUUCGAAAAGCAUUACAUGAGGCGAUUGGGAUGCUGAAGCUUCGCAUACUAUAACACUCUCUACAAGACAAACACUCAUUUGGAAUCAAAUACUCUAAUGAGGCCUUGGCAUUUCCAACAUGAUACUCCUUAUGACUUUGUAAAAGAACACCAAGUUGAUUGAACAUCCAGAGCAGCGACCUAUGAAGAUUUUCUUGGUCGACUUAUUUUUAUCUGUUUUCUGGGGUAGUCAAUCAACUCAAUAUAUACUCCUGAUGUUCAAGAUUGUAUGGAUGUACUUGAGAGAUCAAUCAUUACGAGUAAACUAGUUAAAUGCACGCUUGACCUAUGGAAUAAAAAAAAAUAUUACACAUGA
This is a messenger RNA of Brachypodium distachyon (stiff brome), 4205 nucleotides long. RefSeq names its product pentatricopeptide repeat-containing protein At5g65560. Gene Ontology annotation, molecular function: protein binding. Bases 128 to 3097 code for a protein of 989 amino acids. The transcript is spliced from 6 exons. Lineage: Eukaryota; Viridiplantae; Streptophyta; Magnoliopsida; Poales; Poaceae. The record is from RefSeq and is a predicted model, not a curated record.